GUAUAUUUUCUUCUCUAAUCCAAUAAUUGAAAAAUCAAGAAAAGUAGCAAACAAAUCAAGUUGUGGAGCAAUUUGCUCACCCAAAAUUUGUCUACACGCGUGUGGAUCCGUGUGGCUCAAGCGGAGACUGUGCAAACGGUGAGCUAAAGGUGUGUGAAAAUUCGUGAAACCACAAAAAUAGGCGAAAUUGGUGCUAUUCGUGCAAGAUCAAAAAGUGCGGCGGCGUGCCAGCCUAUCCACUGGUGUGUCUCCCCGGUCAAUCUGUGUGCGCGUGUGUGUGUUUAUGAGUUUUCUCCGUUGCCAAAGUAAUGUAAAGUACUCCCGCCUCUUGGCUAGUGCGUGUAUGCAAUCGAUCUAAAGACACUUCCAGCCCGGUUAAGAAAAUAUAUCCACAUCUCAAGAUACACAGUCAAGUUGCAAAUCGUGAACCAAAAAAAGAUAGGCUGUUCGUCCCUGCUGGGGUCCGUUAUCCAUCACUGUCACUGAAGCAGACGCCGAAACAACAGAAACCGCUCGCGCAAAACAUGGUUGUUUUCCUGUGACGGAUUGUGCGUGACGCGUAACUAUUUUCAAACGGUUUCAAACAUGUGCGAAGGUAUGGACGCAAAUAAUUAGCGAAGGACUGAACACAACCAAAACGUUGCUCGUGUCGGCCGCGUGCGCGUGCUUUUCUGUGUGUGUUUGUGUGCGCGUUAGUUUUGUGUUUGCCUCGUAGAAGCCGGUUCCCUGAUUGGCAGGACACAACACCGGUUCAUCCUUUUCGGUGUAACAACCGUCCAAGGCUGAAGGUCUGAAAGUGAAACGAAACACACGGGAACAGUAUUCCGAACGAAACGAUUGUCUUCCCAUCCUCGUCACUACCCCGAAUGCGCGCGGUAUUGCAGCACGUGGAUCGGAAACACACUCCCGUACCACCGAGAAGUGACCGCAUCAGCAACUUCAGCCGCACCGUUAUCGUUGGCAGCUAAGAGGGACGCGCUACCAACUCUCUUUAUGCGCUGACCCUCGGUGGUUCUGAGAAUGCCAAUGUUGUCACAGUUUCAAAUGAACUUUCGCGCGUUUCUCGUACUGGCGUCAAAGGUAUGGACGUGUAUCUGCUACAUGUUCAAGCGGCAGGUCCGGGCGUUUGUACAGCAUCAACCGGUCAAAUAUCAACUGUUUCCGCUGACGCCGGUCUCUCGCCAUCGGCUGAGUAUGGUCCAGCGGAAAACGCUGGUGCUGGACCUGGACGAAACGCUCAUUCACUCGCAUCACGAUGCAAUGCCGCGCAACAUGGUCAAACCGGGAACGCCCCACGACUUUACGGUCAAGGUGACGAUCGAUCGCCAUCCGGUGCGGUUCUUCGUCCACAAGCGGCCCCACGUCGACUACUUCUUGGACAUUGUUUCGCAAUGGUAUGAUUUGGUCGUGUUUACCGCCAGCAUGGAAAUUUACGGUGCAGCCGUAGCCGAUAAGCUAGACAAUGGACGUAACAUCCUGCGACGACGCUACUACCGACAACACUGUACGCCCGAUUUUGGCUCGUACACCAAAGACCUGUCAGCAAUAUGCAGCGAUCUUAAUAGAAUAUUCAUCAUCGACAACUCACCGGGUGCAUACCGAUGUUUCCCCAACAACGCAAUACCGAUCAAAUCGUGGUUUUCUGAUCCGAUGGAUAUCUGCCUCCUGUCGCUGUUGCCACUGUUGGAUGCACUCCGGUUUACGAACGAUGUGAGAUCCGUGCUGUCCCGCAACCUACACCUUCACCGUUUAUGGUAGCAGAAUUUGAUAAAUUUUUUAUGGUGCGCUGUGAGACUUCUAAAAUCUUACAAAUUCGUUUUUAUUUUAUUCUAGAAUUAUGUUUAAUUUCUAGUAAAGAGGGAUGCUUGUGCAUUUUGCUAUGAACGUGUGUAAAGUGAAUCGUGACAGAAAGAGAAGCUAGCGCAAGAGAAGAAACCAUCCUACAAGGCUGUAACGAUCAGGCAAAUGCAAUCAGGAGAAGAAGGAAUACCAUCUAGGAAUAGCUCAGUGGAAUAGCUCGUUAUCGUUUCGUAUCGUGGCGAAGCACUAACAGGGGUUAACGUAUCGAAAUAGUGGACAUCGAAAGUGAAUUGAAAUCUGAAUUAGAAGAAAGUAAAUAUCGAACUGUUACUACUAUUGAUGCAGUUGUAAAAGGAAGGUAUGUGAAGCAAUGUAUGAUUCCUACUUCAUAGUAAUGGCACACCCGGCCGGUGAUGUAUCCUCGCAAGGAGUGCUAAGGCGCAGUUGCGCCAAAUCUCUUGUUCAUAUUUUAUCUUCAAAUAACAUUCACGAUGGUCGGACUAACGCGAUAGUCAACGAAGCGGGGACAAAAUUUGGAUGGAUUUUUGUUAGUUUGUUUUGUGUUUUGUUUUGAGUAAAUUGCAACCGUAUUCUAUCGGUUGAUAAUGGUUUGCUCGUGUUUUGAUUUAUCAUUUCGCAAAACAUUUUCUUUGUAAAGUAGUAGUUUAUAUGAAACGUUUCUAUAUGCUUAGUUACGACGCCCUUCCCGUUCCCACAAUCAAAUAAAAUAUUACGUUACGUUGUCGCUUUUGCUGUGAGUAAAACGAAGCUAAACACUCAGUUGCCCCGGUUUUACCGGUACUGAUGGGCGCAGUUGCGGGUUGGAAGGGAUUGCAGAAUGAUAUGUAUUAUGGAAGUACAGUUGCAUUGAACUAUCGUUCUUAAAUCAAAUAUGAUUGAUUUUCUACGAAAAUUAGCAUUAGUUAAAGGCUUUACUACCAGCAACCAGGACGAAAGAGAGGAACAUUAAUCGGUUUUUUUAGUUUUUUAGUCAGAGAUAUCUUCAAAAAUGAUAUGUCAAUGUCAUUUUGUAUGCGAUAUACAAAUCUACAUUUGCUCCGUCGACGCGAAAUAAAAAUCAAGCGUAUCCCUUCUCGCAGGAAAUACACACCGUGCAGCAAACCAUACAGUAAAAGUUGUGUUUCCUUCGUUAGUAACUAAGAUUUCAAACCUAAUAACGAUAGCACAAUUUGUGCGCAGAGGUAGUACCGAUGGUUUGCGACAUUGCGUUAUUCUAAAACUAAUGACCCUACGAUGGGAUCGUGGAAUAGUUAGUUUCAUUUGCUCAAUCACUGUUAGCAAUAUUAUGCGGGCUUAAAUGUUUUGUCAGGCUUUUGUUACUUCUCCACACAUUUAUUUAAAUUAUAUCGCUCGGUAUUACGUCCAGAGACGGUUUGUUCGUAAACAUUAGUAUAUGUUUUUUUUAGGCAUUCUUUCCUUUCUCCUUUCCUUUAAGAUCAGGUAUGAUUUAUUCAACAUUCAUCUAAACAUUUUCACAGCUUCACUUCCGUUUUAUUAAAUUGCGCGACAACAUACAGCACGAAAAACUAUACAUAAAAGACACUGAUUGAUUCACGUUGUAAGGAGAACGGUACCCAAUCCGUGGCCCAAUUACUUACGCCACACGGAGAAAACUUGCAAACUGGGAGAAAACAAAUAUUUUUUACGUUAGUGAACAACACACGGUACAAAUGAAGUAAGCAAAACUAAACAAUAUCAUGACGUAAGUUGCUGUUUGUUGCGUAAUGAUGAUGCUGCAAAUAUAAGUCUAAAGUAAGCAAUUUAAGAAAAAAAAACUCAAUGCGCAAUCCAAAGAGAACGUGCAGAGAAACUCGCAAGAACAGAAACACUUGAAUGAGCAUAGCAUGAAGAAUGAGGAACAACUCUGCAGUGUGUUGCGAUAUCUGCUGUUUGCACAUGUACAUUUAACACCAGUUCCAGCACAAGAGGCAAAUUCGAAAGAAGCGUCGGUUUUGAUAAAAGUUAUUAAACGGCGUCAGGGAAAUGUAUGUAGCAUGAACCUUGAUCACGGGUAAAAGCCCGAAGGCAUUUUGAAGUAGACCGUUCUUAACACAUAUGGAAAGCUUAUUUGGGUUUGGAUUUAAAUGGAAAAGUGCACACUUCGUACGUGUGGUUGGUAACGAAAUUGCAAAAAUGCAACAAAACAGACAAAUAACAGCCCGAUUAAUAAGCGGCUAAGUAAAACAAAAACAAGACAGACAAAGACGAAUCCCGAACGUAAACAGACACAAAGUGCAGCAUAAGUGGAGCGUCUUGGAAGGUACCGGCACAGCUUGAUGAUAACAAAACAAAUACGAAACGAAGCAGGAACGAAUAACCGUAUUAUAAGUUUAAUUUUAUGAUGAAUCGACUUUGCAAUUGGGGCACUGUUUUGAAGACAGAGUGAAGAACGAAACAAAUGUAAAUAGUACUUGUUAGCAUGAUAAUUGAAUUGUGAAACAAGAAAAUCCGUAAGCACAUAAGCAUGAAGUUACAGAACAUAGUCAGAGCAAAAGAACGACAUACAACGCAAACGUAAACGAGAUUUAAUGGACGGUACAGACAUUCAGCAGGAAGAAUAUACACACCCAUUGUGACGAGGAAAUGUAAAAGAAAAGGAAAACAAUA
Molecule: messenger RNA, 4428 nt
Organism: Anopheles moucheti
Lineage: Eukaryota; Metazoa; Arthropoda; Insecta; Diptera; Culicidae
Gene: Dd
Product: CTD nuclear envelope phosphatase 1 homolog
Exons: 6
Coding region: 1021-1758 (245 amino acids)
Molecular function (GO): protein serine/threonine phosphatase activity
Source: RefSeq, a predicted model, not a curated record